AUGCAAGUCGAUCUGCCUUCAUCUUCAUCUCCUGCUGCAAUGCUCAACCCGCAGCAGCAGGCUGCGAUACGCUGCAAGCUGUCUUUCAACGGCGAGCUGCGUUGCUGCGCGCUGGCGCUACCCCCAUCGUGGGACGCGCUGCAGGCCGACGUCGCCCGACUCUUCAACAUCGGACCCGCCGUGGGCCGCGCCUUCGUGCUCAAGUACGUCGACGACGAGGGCGACAGCGUCACCUUCGACUCGCCCCUCGAGCUACACGACGCCGUCCACGCUGCUGCCCAGGCCACCACGCCCAACCCCUGCCUCAAGCUACUCGUCCAGCUCGUCGGAAGCGUAGUCGAGAAGGCCCCGACUGGUGAGCCGCUACGCGCAAAGUGUCGAGGCAAGCGAGGCGCCUUCCACCAGUUCGGCCCGGGCGAGAUGGAGGCCCUGCUGGACCAGCUCGAGGCGCGCGGCUUCGGGCAGCGCAGGAAGCGAAACGCGCGGCUGCUGCGCAAGAUGGGCGGCGACGUCGAGGCCGUGAUGGCCCUCCUGCGCGAGUCCGACGCGGCGGCCGGGCAACGGCGCCUCGCGCGGAAGCAGAAGAAGCUCGCCCUCGCCCACGCCGACGGUCGCCCGCACAAAAGCAGGGAAGAGCGCAAGGAAGAGAGGAAGGCCAAGCGCGCGGAGAAGAAGAACUCCAAGGACGCCAUCGAGGCCGAGGGCUUCGUCUCCCUGGCUGACGGCUGGCCGGCGGGAGUGAGUGCGCUCUACCUGGACGGCAACAACAUGCUCUUCCUCACGUCGGCGCUCAGGAGGCACGCCCUGGGCAGGGGCCAACGCUGGAGGGCCGAGGCCAUGCUCACCUCCCUGGCCGAGUCCUUUGCUCGCGCCAAGCGGGCCACGGGCCUCUGCAACACAGUCAUGAUCUACGACUCUAUCAACAAGCGUCGGUGUGGCGUGAAGAACCUGGACGAGGGUGCCCGCUUCGCCGUGGCCAGCGCGAGGCCCGAGUUCGCCACUUCCGACGACGCUCUGGUGGCCUGGGCGCAAGCACUGCCUCCGCAGCAGGUCAAGGCCAGCCUGUUCGUCACGUCCGACCGCGAAUUGAAGAACAGGUUGCUCGCGGUCGGCGCUCUCGUGGCCAAGCCCAAGCAGUGGGUCGAGUUGGCGCGGCGCACCAUCGAAGACGGACAGACGGACGCCGCAUUCCGCCAGCCGCAAGGGGAAGGGGAGCCCAGCAUGGAGGAGGCGGAGCAGCUCAGACCGGAAACGGAGGCCGACGAGCAGCAGUCGCUUGACGACUUCCUCGAGGAGUGGGGCAAGAAGCUGGUGCUUCACGACUACAAUGACCACCAUGACGACGAUACCACCAGAGAGGACUCAGCUGACGAUCUUCACGGCGCAGGUGAAGAGAAGCAGACUUCGGUCGAAGGCAUGCUUCUUUGA
Molecule: messenger RNA, 1428 nt
Organism: Acanthamoeba castellanii str. Neff
Lineage: Eukaryota; Discosea; Longamoebia; Acanthamoebidae
Product: PB1 domain containing protein
Exons: 6
Coding region: 1-1428 (475 amino acids)
Molecular function (GO): protein binding
Source: RefSeq, a predicted model, not a curated record